Molecule: messenger RNA, 738 nt
Organism: Fraxinus pennsylvanica
Lineage: Eukaryota; Viridiplantae; Streptophyta; Magnoliopsida; Lamiales; Oleaceae
Source: the annotation of a GenBank genome assembly
AUGACUACCAAGACCAAUUGGCUUGGUGAUGCAGGGCGGAUAUGGAUGAAAUUGUGGGAUUUGCUUUUGGAAAGUGGUUAUAAGUUCCACCAUUAUUAUUCUCAGUAUAUGGGGUCGAGGAAAGUUAGGAAAAACUGGUGGAGGAAGCUUUUAGUGGCAUGGAUUGGGUUCUGGAUCGUAGCAUCGGUUUGGGUGUUCUGGUACAUGAAUUCACAAGCUUAUGAGAAGAGGAAAGAGGCACUUGCGAGUAUGUGCGAUGAGAGGGCUAGGAUGUUGCAAGAUCAAUUUAAUGUUAGUAUGAAUCAUAUACAGGCCAUGUCUGUUUUGAUUUCAACCUUCCAUCAUGGCAAGAACCCUUCUGCCAUUGAUCAGAAUACUUUUGCGAGAGAGCAAUUUGAAGCUGAACAAGGCUGGUCCAUAAAGCAAAUGGACGAUGUUGAACAAACCCCAGUUCAUGAAGACGAGUAUGAUCCAGCGGACCUUGAGCCAUCACCGGUUCAGGAGGAAUAUGCCCCCGUCAUUUUUGCCCAAGAUACUAUUUCACAUGUAAUUUCUGUUGAUAUGCUCUCGGGAAAGGAAGAUCGUGAGAAUGUAUUACGUGCAAGAGAAUUAGGAAAAGGCGUCCUUACUGCUCCUUUCCCGUUGCUCAAAACAAACUGCCUUGGAGUAAUAUUGACUUUUGCUGUCUACAAAAGAGAUCUUCCCCCUAAUGUACCUUGGUGGAGUCUUCGACAUUGA